Molecule: messenger RNA, 4288 nt
Organism: Malaya genurostris
Lineage: Eukaryota; Metazoa; Arthropoda; Insecta; Diptera; Culicidae
Product: retinoblastoma-like protein 2
Exons: 9
Coding region: 218-3034 (938 amino acids)
Biological process (GO): negative regulation of G1/S transition of mitotic cell cycle; cell differentiation; regulation of transcription by RNA polymerase II
Cellular component (GO): chromatin; nucleus; transcription regulator complex
Molecular function (GO): RNA polymerase II transcription regulatory region sequence-specific DNA binding
Source: RefSeq, a predicted model, not a curated record
CAUUCGAAUUUUGUCCGUCAUCAAAUACAGUUUGGGUUUGUAGUGCUUUUGCAGGGAUAUUAGUUUAUUAUUUGUAAAUUUAAAUUGUGAAUUUUUAUAGAGGAACCUGAUGAAAGGUUCUGUGAUAUCGAACAUUGAUGAACUAAGUGUUACUUCGGUUUGAAUACCUUUUAGUGUAAAGUGAACAUCAACAUUUCUGCCUGAUAAUCCUGUAAAGAUGACAAAACAGAGCAAAAUGGAGGAACACCGAAAAAUCUGUGAGGAGCUCAACAUAGAUGCCCAGACAGAGGAAAAAUCAUGGAAAUUGUUUCGUGAAAUCUCGAAAACGUACAGUUUGGAUCACGAUCAGCUCCAUUGGAUGUGUUGUUCUCUUUACACCACAUGUCGUCAGGCUGUGACGCCCACUGUAGGAAACACCGGCUCCUUGCUGCAAGGUAAUUGUGUAUCGUUGACGAGACUACUCCGAUCGUGCAACAUGGUCUUGUAUGAGUUCUUCGAUAAAAUCAAUCAAUGGGUAGGAAUGGCAUCGUUGCCGGAAAAAUAUCGUGAUACCGUUGAACACCUACAGCAUAGUUUCGCCGUAUCGUGGUCGAUCAAUGAUAAGUUCAGAAAGUUGUAUGCCGACUUGUUUACUACUCCGGCUUUGGAUGAGCAUAAGCGUAGUAAAAAAUCUAAAACUCAACCGUGCACUUCCAAUCAACUGUACGAGUUCUGCUGGACGCUAUUCAUUUGUGCUAAGGCAGAAUAUCCCGAACAAUGCGAUGACUUGGUCACAUCCAAUAGCAUGCUGCUGUGCUGUUUGAAUCUUAUCUAUGCAAACGCAUUCGCCGAGAAGAGACGGGAUUUAUUAAAUGCAAAAUUUCAAGCACACUUAAGUGAUUCUUUUAAUAAAACAAACGAGCCCGAGGAACCGAUUUGUAUUAUAGACGCAAUAAGUGAGGAAGGUUCCGCUCCAGAUGUUAAACACAUAAUGAACACUUACUGGAAAGAUUUCAUCGAAAAGUUGUUUCAGAAACAAGUUUUGCGAGGUGAUCAAAAUAGUUUCAUGGAUCUGAUCUCUUUGACGAACUUCGACGAAAAUAUGAGAUCACUUAAUAAUCGAUACGAUACGUUUAUCCUCAGUUGUGGAGAAAUCGAUGAAAGGAUUCUAUUGACACGUUCAGUUGUUAAAAACGAGUCUGCGGAAGUUUCCUUGUGCCAACAAACUCCGCUUAGUUACCGUAAUCGCAGUAGCAAUAACGAAAGAAUAUCAUUCACCCCAAUAUCUACCGCCAAUGCUUCGGUGAACAAAUUGCGCGCAAAGCUGAUAGGCUACGGGGGUGAACCGCAGUCAUCUUUGAGAGAGCUCUUUAAAACCUGUACUCCUGACCCUACUGGAACAGUGAAAACUAGAUUAGCAGCCAUAAGGGGAACUUUUUUCGCAAAAAUGCGAAACCAAAACUGGAAUGAUAGGUCUACGGCGGCUAAAGCUGACAUGAUCGAAGCACUGUACUACAAACUGCUUGAGAGCAUUAUCCGCGCUGAGAUAAAACGUCGUCCCAAUGAGGCUGUGAAGUUGGCUUGCAACGAAGACGUUAACAAAACGCUCCUUGUAUGCUGCGCCGAAAUUGUCAUAUAUGCGCACAAUUUGGAGCAGAACUUUCCAUGGAUUUUGAAUGUUUUCGAAAUGACACCGUUUCAAUUCUAUCGGAUCAUCGAGAUGGUGGUUUUGUAUCACAAUGAUAUACUGUCCAGGGAUAUUAUAAAGCACUUGAAGAGUAUUGAAGAUCAAUGCAUCGGGUCGCUUUGUUGGGUGCGAUCAUCUCCGCUAUGGAAUAUAAUGUCUGACAUACAUUACGAAGUUCCUAUUAGUCAGAAUGUGGAAUCAUCAACUGACUUAUCCGGCAUUACACCUCACAAAUCAGGUGACGGUGUGGCAAUAACUAAUGGUCAUAGAAAACUUGAGUCGACACCCUCUACAUCAACAGCCAAUGCGGUUCCUGGAACAUCACAGCGCACGGUUUCCAACCCAGAUUCCGCCAAGAAGCGACUCUUCAAAAUGAAUGACGAUGAAGCGGAACCGGCCGUAUCCGGUGAUGGUUUGGCGGAAAAGAGGGAUAAAUCGGCAGAAACCAGUGGACCCCGCAUCGAUUUGUCCCUCACAUUCCAAUCCAAUCUUGGACUCAACUCCCCGCAGAGGCCUACUACACAUGGGUUCAAACCAUUAGAUUUAUUUUUUAGAAAGUUUUACGCGCUGGCCGCUAUUCGUUUGAGAGAUUUGUGCUUAAGAUUAAGACUCGUGGACAUCCAGAAUCAGAUAUGGACUAUCUUCGAGCAUUCGAUUGUACAUUGCACGAAGGAAUUAAUGUGCGAUCGUCAUCUCGAUCAAAUUCUGAUGUGUGCGAUAUACGUACUGGUUAAAGUGAAAAAGCUCAACAAUACCUUCGCAGAAAUUAUGAAGAGAUAUCUAGAGCAGCCACAAGCAAAGAGCGAUAUAUAUCGUAGCGUUUUCAUAAAGCGGCGUACACCGGAGGAGAUGGAAGAACACCGGCAGCAACAAAAGGGCAAUAAUGAACUCAGCGGUGAUCGCAUAGCUCCAGCAGAUUUGGCCGGUAUUUUCGUGCAGCACGGCAAUGAUGACCGCGGAGAUCUAAUUCUAUUUUACAACACGGUGUAUGCAGUUGAGAUGAAAGACUUUGCUCUGAAGUUUGGCAGUGUGGACGAGCAUAGUCUACUGCUAUCACCGCCCCCGAAGACACCAAACCGAAGUGUGAUGUUGUCUCCGAAGCAAGUCGAUGAAAGAAUACCAUUGUUCGUAACCUCAAUGGAUGGAAUUCGAAUGGAUAGUCUGAGGGAAUCACCCAAUUCCCUCACGUAUGUCAUUGAUCGUAGUCCAGCAAAGGAUCUAGAGAAAAUCAACCGUCUAACUGGCAGCUGUAAGCGCAGCCUUAGUGAUCCAGACUCGUAUGAACCCGCUGGAAAAAGGAAGUCUAACAAAAUGGACAAGCUUAUUUCCGAUCGUAGGGAGCAGGAGUCUAAUAAUAAUGCUGUAUAAACUAUUUGCUGUUGGUUUAUGUAAGGCAUCGAUUUAGGAUUAGAGUUACGACGCUAAACGACGUAAGGAAUUGUGCAUUUUUCAGAACUGACAAGUGUAGAUUUGUUAAUUGACUGUUUACCAAGUAUAAGUUCAAUCGUGUAGAACUUUAACUAUUUUAAUUGUAUCUGUAGGAAGUUAUGAAAUCGAGUUAUGCUUGCUAUUAUUACGACUAUUAUUUCAAUAAGUUUCGAUAGAUUAUACAGGUUUACCAUCAUGCGUAUCAUCAAAGCGAACUGAUAAUCCUUUCCACCUAAUCACACUUGAUAUAAAAAUGAUUUUUCAAAGUUACAAGUUUUAUUGAUCUCAAAAUCGAGUCAUUUUAUUUAUAUGUUAUUGUAAUCUUUUAUUUAUUGAACAAAUCAUGAGACAUGAGACCGAUUUUAGCAUAAAUUAUUCUUAUACUUAACAAUAGCUUAUAUGCUUGAUGCUGUAUUUUGCUGAUACGUACCUUGCGGAUCUUCAAAACAUUUUCACUUCUCACGAAAUCAAAAUCAUCAUUUUAAAAAUUAUACUUCAAUAGUACAUCAUCGGGUGUGAUUGGGGUCAAUCACGACAGUGAGCAUUGGAGCAUUAGGGACCACCCGUGUGCUGCUACUCCGUUAUUGAUCAGAACCAAUUAAGCUUGAAAAAUCUUUUUCUGAAACAACUUGCUUGGGAAUAGCACGUAGUUUCACAUUGUGUAAACUGCAUUGAUCCCUGCGUGCUGAUCAAUACCGACGCCGGCCACGUCCGAACACAGAUCUACUUGGGAAGGAAGGAUUGUUAGUUCAAUGCAGGUUGCUAUUAGAAACCGAGGAAUCCUCUGCAUUUCCACAUGCAUCACAGGAAGGGAUUGUUUGUUAGUAAAUAUUCGAAUAAUAUCAUGUGUUUAUUGCUCUGGGUAGCCGGCUACCGAGAAUACGUUGCAAUUUUAUCGCAUUUUUUAUUAAUACGCGCUUCCUACUAAAAUACGAAAUUUCUUCCGUCGAAAAGUAUGACAAGUUUUCGUAUGUUUUUACACAUGCUUCAUCGUUGAAGACGUUCAACUAAAUUUGUGUGCUAAUAAUAUGGCUCCAUCCAAAAUCGAUGCUCCUGUGUUAUUGUUAUAUUCAUUUAUAUUUCAUCGUUUAUAACGAUUAUUUUCUUUUCUUACGCUAUGUAGUUUAACCAACGAAGAAAUGAAUCUAUAAAUUAUAAAUAUAUAACAUAUUUACCCACAAAUAAAAAAAAAAU